Boeremia exigua is the source of this 630-nucleotide messenger RNA. RefSeq lists its product as uncharacterized. The record is from RefSeq and is a predicted model, not a curated record. The coding region runs from base 400 to 630 and encodes 76 amino acids. Lineage: Eukaryota; Fungi; Ascomycota; Dothideomycetes; Pleosporales; Didymellaceae. The transcript has 3 exons.
CACCGCGACACCCCGCAGCAGCAACGACAGCAUACCACGGCUCGCAGCUCGCAGCUCGCAAAGGACGAGUGUAGUAGACGUAUGGGCACGCGUUCAAAGUUUGGGAGUGUGCUUGGAUUGCGCUACGGUCGACUUAGGUCGGUGUUUUGAAGGUCUGGGAGUGGUGGGGAGUGCGCUGGGGCGGGGGCAGUGCCAGUAGUAUUAGUGACAGUGGCGGUGGCAGCGGCGGUAGCAGCGGCAGUGGUAGCAACAGCAGCAGUAGUAGUGGCGGUAGCAUCAGCAUCAGCACCACCACCCCCCAUCGCCACGCAAACCACCACAAAACCAAUUCUCGGGUACACACACCCGUACCCAGGAGUAUGGUAAACAACCCGGCCACACCCUCCCGCCAAACACCAGAUGCCGGGACAGUGGCUUGAUUGCUACCCACAGAUGAGCGCGUAUGUUCCACGGACAGCGGAGGAGGAGGAGGAGGAGGAGGAGGAGGAGGAGGAGGAGGAGGAGGAGGAGGAGGAGGAGGAGGAGGAGGAGGAGGAGGAGGAGGAGGAGGAGGAGGAGGAGGAGGAGGAGUGGCGGUACACGACACCACCCCACACCAUUCGUCCCAUGCAGUAUGCAAAGACAUACUAA